Molecule: messenger RNA, 2187 nt
Organism: Canis lupus familiaris (dog)
Lineage: Eukaryota; Metazoa; Chordata; Mammalia; Carnivora; Canidae
Gene: ABCG2
Product: ATP binding cassette subfamily G member 2
Exons: 12
Coding region: 586-2172 (528 amino acids)
Cellular component (GO): plasma membrane
Molecular function (GO): ATP hydrolysis activity; ATP binding; ABC-type transporter activity
Source: RefSeq, a predicted model, not a curated record
AAGUUUACGCAGAGCAAAACUAUUUGCUAGAAUUGCUUUUGAUCCUCAAGCUCUUGGUAGUGUCUGAGAUGCUGUCACCAGGAUUCUGUUGCACAAAGAGAAAGAUAAAAAUAUCUCUCUGAUGGGUGCAUUUUCUCUCUUUCCCAUCCUCUUGCCAGGAACGCUGGAAAAGGCUCCCAGGCUGAUUGGAGGCAUUAGGACGUCGCUUUGAAUCUCAGUGUUUGAGAAAGAAAUGUGGGUAGUACCCGGCUCCUGGUGGAGAAGAAAGGAACUCAGGGCGAUAGGAGAAGCCUCGACUGCACCCUGCCCAUUUCCUCCAGGCUAGUGUAUUUGGAAAGCCUCAGUCUUCCUGGUCAUUGCAGGACCACGCUGAGGGGCCGCUGCAUUUCCUCUGAUUCUUUCCCUUGCCCCCGAGGGCUGGCAAAGGGAAGCUUCCUGGAACUUUAAGGGACAUGGAUCUUGGGCAGAAGUCUCUAUAGGAAAACGUACAAGGGUAGAAGUCUUCUCCAUAUUGCCACUGCCUCUCUUCCAAGGCUGGGGCUGCUUCAUCACACGUCCUAACUGAAAGAGGCAGAAACUCUCCAGAUGUCUUCUAAUAAUGACCCAGUUUGUAUCCCAAUGUCACAAAGAAGCACCAAUGACCUCUCCAGGAUGACCUCCAACGACCUGAAGACAUCUACUGAAGUAGCCGUGUUAAGUUUUCAUAACAUUUACUAUCGAGUAAAAGUAAAGAGUGGCUUUCUUCUUGGUCGAAAAACAGUUGAGAAAGAAAUACUAACAAAUAUCAAUGGUGUCAUGAGACCUGGCCUCAAUGCCAUUCUGGGACCCACAGGUGGAGGCAAAUCUUCGUUGUUAGAUGUCUUAGCUGCAAGGAAAGAUCCGCAUGGAUUAUCGGGAGAUGUUUUGAUAAAUGGAGCACCUCGACCUGCCAAUUUCAAAUGUAAUUCAGGUUAUGUGGUACAAGAUGAUGUUGUGAUGGGAACUCUGACAGUGAGAGAAAAUUUACAAUUCUCAGCAGCUCUUCGGCUUCCAACAACUAUGACGAGUCAUGAAAAAAAUGAGCGAAUUAACAAGGUCAUUCAGCAAUUAGGUCUGGAUAAAGUGGCAGAUUCCAAGGUUGGAACUCAGUUUAUACGCGGCGUGUCUGGAGGAGAAAGAAAAAGAACUAGUAUUGGAAUGGAACUUAUUACUGAUCCAGCCAUCUUAUUUCUGGAUGAGCCCACAACUGGCUUAGACUCCAGCACAGCAAAUGCUGUCCUUUUGCUCCUGAAGAGGAUGUCUGAACAGGGACGAACAAUCAUCUUCUCCAUUCAUCAGCCUCGUUAUUCUAUCUUCAAGUUGUUUGAUAGCCUCACCUUGUUGGCUGCAGGAAAACUGAUGUUCCAUGGGCCUGCCCAGGAGGCCUUGGGGUUCUUUGCGUCAGUGGGUUACCAUUGUGAGCCCUAUAAUAACCCUGCAGACUUCUUCUUGGAUGUCAUUAAUGGAGACUCCUCUGCUGUGGUAUUAAACAGAGAGGACCAAGAGGGUGAAGUCAAGGUGACUGAAGAGCCUUCCAAGAGAGGUACUCCAUUCAUAGAAAGAAUAGCUGAAUUUUAUGCCAAUUCUGACUUCUGCAGAAAAACAAAAGAGGAGUUAGAUCAACUCUCAAAGAGUCAGAAAAGGAAGAGCUCAGCCUUUAAGGAGAUCACGUAUGCCACCUCCUUCUGUCAGCAACUCAAAUGGAUUUCCAAGCGUUCAUUCAAAAAUUUACUGGGUAAUCCCCAGGCCUCUAUCGCUCAGAUAAUUGUAACAGUCAUCCUGGGAUUGGUUUUAGGUGCCAUUUUCUAUGAUCUAAAAAAUGAUUCUACAGGAAUCCAGAAUAGAUCAGGGGUGCUCUUCUUUCUGACAACCAACCAGUGUUUCAGCAGUGUGUCAGCUGUGGAGCUCCUUGUGGUUGAGAAGAAGCUUUUUAUACAUGAAUAUAUCAGUGGAUACUACAGAGUGUCAUCUUAUUUCUUUGGAAAACUGUUAUCUGAUUUACUACCCAUGAGGAUGUUACCAAGUAUUAUAUUUACUUGUAUAAUAUACUUCUUGUUAGGUAAGCAAUAUGACAAACCGUUUGUGUCUGUAGUUUUGGAUAUGAGGGCAAGCCGAUUUCUUUUUACUAGCUUGUUUUUGGUUCUCAAACUUUAAACCAAGCUGGUGACA